UCGAGUGUUCUUUCUUUAACGUGUUUAUAUGGGUGGAUAUGCUGUAUUCGAAAAUUUUGAAUUUUGUUCUGCCGUAUUUUUGUCAUUUUAUUUAGGUUUUCUCUACAACCAAUCGAGUCUGAAGGAAUGCAAUCUCAUUGGUUGUGGCCUGUGCUUGAAUUUAGUCGAGAAAACUGGUUAGGUGUUGUCUCUUUCAGUUUUCACCAUCGGUUCGGGUGAGAUAGUAUUUCUUCUGAACCAAGCGUGAUUUUGCCUCACUACAAAGAUGGAAUACUAAUCGAACAAUUCCCUUUGUAAUUACUAAGCAUCUGUAUAUAUACGAGGAGUCCUGAUUUUGAAGCUAUUUAUUAUGGUCUUCCAUGGAAGAAUGCCCAUUGUCGCUUCAAAACGUGGAAGCAAUGCUGCUCUAAACAUUAAAAUGGAUACAUUUGCGUGUAUUUGAAAAUCGUAUAAAGUUAUUUAGCUGAAUCUACAAGCUAAAUGCUAUUUUGUUUAAUUCAAAGGGGAUCUCCUGUUUUCUUUAAUUGUUCACUUGUCAGCAUUGGACCGGAUUGAUGAGUGAUGCAGAGGUCACGUAGAGCUAUUCUUCAAAGAAGAGCUUUGGAGAAGGCUAUAAGUGGAAGAACUAGAUUGUACAAGGUUUCUCUUUCUUUGGUGUUUGUUUUGUGGGGGCUUGUCUUCCUUUUUAGCUUAUGGAUCAGUCACGGCCAUGGUUAUAGAGAUGAACCUGCUGUAAUUCUGGCUGGCACAUCAACUUGGGAUGAAGCUAAGGUGGGAUGUAAUGACUCAGAUACUACAGAUAAUCAUCCACCAACGGAGGCUUUGUGUACAAAUGCUGCUGAAACCAGAGGGUAUGGUAGUAAAUCAGUUGCUGAUGAUGACAGCACAAAUUAUGUCUCAGUUGAAGUGAGUAGAAAUGAUGUCUCAACUGUUGGAGAGCAACCUGCAGUGGAGAACUCCCUUUCUGCUCUGAAAUCGGAAAAUGAUGCUCCAAAGAAUGAUCGUCUCUCUCACACUGUACCACUUGGUCUUGAUGAAUUCAAAAGCAGAGCCUUUAGUUCUGUAAGUAAAUCUGGAUCCGGUCAGGCUGGAAACGUAAUACACAGAGUUGAGCCUGGUGGUGCUGAGUACAAUUAUGCUUCAGCAUCAAAGGGGGCAAAGAUUUUGGCAUUUAACAAGGAAGCCAAGGGUGCCUCUAAUAUCUUAGGUAGAGAUAAGGACAAGUAUCUUCGGAAUCCCUGUUCUGUGGAUGAGAAAUUUGCCAUUAUAGAGCUUUCAGAAGAAAUCUUAGUAGAUACAAUUGAAAUAGCUAAUUUUGAGCACCACUCUUCUAAUUUGAAGGACUUUGAGUUGCUUGGCGGUUUGGUUUAUCCAACAGAUGAAUGGGUCAAACUCGGGAAUUUCACUGCUUCAAACGUUAAGCAUGCACAGAGGUUUGUUCUUCAGGAGCCAAAAUGGGUAAGAUACCUAAAGUUGAAUCUUUUGAGCCACUAUGGUUCAGAAUUCUAUUGUACAUUGAGUUUUGUUGAAGUUUAUGGUGUGGAUGCUGUUGAAAGAAUGCUGGAAGAUUUGAUAUCUGCUCAAGAUAAAAAAUUGUAUGUGACUGAGGAAGGAACUGGUGACAAAAAGGAACUACCCUCCCAGCCAGAGCCCACAGAGAGUGUUGACCUUGAUCAAGAUAUCACAGAAACUGAAAUUACUUCUGCACAUGAAACUGUAAAAACGAACGGGCCUGAUCCAGUAGAAGAGAUGCGUCACCAACAAGUUGGCAGGAUGCCGGGGGAUACGGUUCUCAAGAUAUUGAUGCAGAAAGUGCAUUCACUGGAUUUAAAUUUAUCAGUUUUGGAGCAGUUUUUGGAGGAAUUGGUUUCCAGAUAUGGCAAUAUUUUCAAAGAUAUCAAGGAAGAUAUAGGAGAGAAAGAUGUAAUUUUAGAAAGGAUCAGAGAGGACAUACGGAAUCUUCUUGAAAAUCAGGAAGUCAUUGCUAAAGAUGUUGAUGAUUUUAUUUCUUGGAGGUCCCUUGUUUCAUUGCAAUUGGAUAAUUUACUCAGGGACAAUGCUGUUCUCAGAUCUCAGGUUGAUGAGGUCAAGGAGAAUCAGUUUUCAAUGGAGAAUAAGGGUAUUGUGAUAUUUGUUGUAUGUUUAAUUUUUUCAGUUCUAGCUCUUGUGAGACUAUUUCUAGAUCUGGCGGUAAGUGUUUAUAUGGCAUUGAGUGUUCAUAGAACAAAUGAGUCCGGGAAAUUUUGUUGGAUGAACUCGCCCUGGCUGUUCUUGCUAUUGAGCUGUAGCACUAUUAUCUUCAUACUAUCAAUAUAAAACACAUCUUUGAGUUACCCAGUGAAUGAUUUUUAUUUAUUGCC
This is a messenger RNA of Juglans regia (Persian walnut), 2360 nucleotides long. Its product is annotated as SUN domain-containing protein 4. Gene Ontology annotation, cellular component: cytoplasm; membrane. Gene Ontology annotation, biological process: protein folding in endoplasmic reticulum. The transcript has 5 exons. Bases 562 to 2316 code for a protein of 584 amino acids. Lineage: Eukaryota; Viridiplantae; Streptophyta; Magnoliopsida; Fagales; Juglandaceae. The record is from RefSeq and is a predicted model, not a curated record.